Messenger RNA from Aureobasidium pullulans EXF-150, 1571 nucleotides. RefSeq names its product meiotic expression up-regulated protein 14. Gene Ontology annotation, cellular component: eisosome filament; plasma membrane. The record is from RefSeq and is a predicted model, not a curated record. Gene Ontology annotation, biological process: eisosome assembly; endocytosis; negative regulation of protein kinase activity. NCBI's taxonomy places the organism in Eukaryota, Fungi, Ascomycota, Dothideomycetes, Dothideales, Saccotheciaceae. Gene Ontology annotation, molecular function: lipid binding. The transcript is spliced from 5 exons. Bases 311 to 1357 code for a protein of 348 amino acids.
AUCAGUCUCGACCGAGUCGUUUAAGAGGCAGAUCAUCAAAAUCGAGGGUCAAUGAUUUGCGUGGAGGCCUGGUCGAGAUAAAGAGACGAUCCAGAUCAUCCCGGAUGCACGGGGCAACCUGGGCAACCAUGACGUCGCGGCUUCCGCAUACAAUAAUACGCCGCCAUUGAUUUCCAUUCUUCAAGAGUCGCUUCGCAUCAUCCAUCUUUUUCACCUUUCUACACCACUCCUCAUCAACAAAUCUACGCAUCUCGUCGCAGUUGUCUGAAUCUAUUCAUCCUUCGACUAACACCCUCUUACUACCGCCAAAAUGCACCGCACAUACUCCAUGCGCCAGUCGCGCGCACCCACUGCAUCGCAGAUCCAAACCCCUCCUCCCCCGUCGUCUUCCACCAAGGCUGGUAGAUUCUUCGGCAAGAGCAACAUUGGUCACUCUUUCCGCAGAAAUGCCGCUGGUGCUUUCGGUCCCGAUCUUGCCAAGAAGCUGUCGCAGCUUGUGAAGAUGGAGAAGAACGUUAUGCGCUCUAUGGAGCUCGUCGGCAGAGAGAGAAUGGAGGUCGCACAACAACUUAGCAUUUGGGGUGAGGCUUGUGACGACGACGUCUCUGAUGUCACCGACAAGCUCGGUGUCUUGAUCUACGAGAUUGGUGAGCUUGAGGACCAGUUCGUCGACAAGUACGACCAAUACCGUGUUACCAUCAAGAGCAUCCGUAACAUUGAGGCUUCCGUCCAGCCCAGCAGAGACCGCAAGCAGAAGAUCACUGAUCAGAUUGCCCAGCUCAAGUACAAGGAGCCCAACAGCCCCAAGAUUGUUGUCCUUGAGCAGGAGCUCGUUAGAGCCGAGGCCGAGUCAUUGGUCGCCGAGGCCCAGCUUUCCAACAUCACCCGUGAGAAGCUGAAGGCUGCCUUCACCUACCAGUUCGAUGCUCUCCGUGAGCACUCUGAGAAGAUGGCCAUCAUCGCUGGCUUCGGUAAGCACCUGUUGGAGCUCAUCGACGACACUCCCGUCACCCCUGGCGAGACCAGAAACGCAUACGACGGUUACGAGGCUAGCAAGGCCAUCAUCCAGGACUGCGAGGACUCUCUCACCAACUGGGUCGAGCAGAACGCCGCCGUCACCUCUUCCCUCUCCACCCGUACCCGCACUCUUUCUCAGCGCCGUCGCAACCGUCACCAGGGUGAGGCCGUCGACCUUGCUCACCAGGACGCCCCCAUGGAGAACCGUGACAGCAACCUCUGGAUCCCCGCCAGCCAGCACCACAACGCCGGCACCUACGAGGACGAUGAUGAGGAGGAGGAUGCUAGCGUCGUCAACGGCUCCAUCCGUGGCCGCGACGAGGAGAGAGUCGCUGCUUAAGCGUAGCACUCACUUUGUUUUGGUUUCUAUGAUUGCGUGGUUGGGCAUUAUACCCUUGGAGCCCCCUAUGUUUCACAAGAUCGUAAUGUUUCUUAAUAGUCUUUUAUCUUUAUGGCAGGCAGUAGCAGUCUCCUCUAUUUCGUUGGUCCGCCACAGAAAGUCCAACUUACGACAGCAUGACAACUCUGCUUCUCUAGCACUCCUCUAAUUGUAU